AUGGACACCACAAAAAAGAAAUAUCAAGGCACUGCUAGAGUGAAGCGUACACAUCUUGAAGCCUUAAGAAGGAAUUUUGAGACCUUGCAGAUGAAGAAAGGAGAGUCUGUAAUAAGUUAUUGCGCUAGAACAAUGGAGAUUAGCAACAAAAUGCGAUUCCAUGAAGAGAAGAUGAACAAUAUCACAAUUGUUGAAAAGAUAUUACGCUCUUUGAUGCUGAAGUAUGAUUAUGUUGUUUGCUCCAUUGAGGAGUCCAAAGAUAUAGACGAGUUAUCGCUUGACGAAUUGCAAAGCUCUUUAUUGGUGGACGAGUAG
Solanum lycopersicum (tomato) is the source of this 315-nucleotide messenger RNA. NCBI's taxonomy places the organism in Eukaryota, Viridiplantae, Streptophyta, Magnoliopsida, Solanales, Solanaceae. The record is from RefSeq and is a predicted model, not a curated record.